AUGGCUGAGAAGAAUCCAACUCAAAAGAAGAGGAAACAAAGGGGUAAGGCUCCUCCUGGUCCAGAUCAAGAUGUCAUCAACUGGAAGGAGGAAGAGUUUCAUAACCUCGUUAGGGGGCAUAACUUUCGUCCUGAGUGGGGGGUCGGUACCCUCCUUCUGGAUCUACUGCAUUGGAUGCCCCUCCUGAUAAAUGCGAUUGGGCUCCCUCGGAUUACCCAUUUCGAAUUUGUCUGUAGGUCUUACCGUGUUGAGCCUACUUUUGAGAUGUUCAACGCUUUCUACAGCGUUUCGUAUGCCAGCGGGUUUUACUCUUUUCAAGCUAGGACGGGAGUUACUCCGGUGUGUUCGGUGCCGAUAAAGGGCAUUCAUGAUUGGAAACAAAAGUUUUUUUACAUCCGCCGUGGUGUGAUUCCGACGGAUAUGUCAUAUAGGCAGGUGGGUCAAGGGGUCCCUAAAGUGGAUGUGCUGCCGGAUUAUGCUGCUCAAGAAUGGUAUGGGAAGAUAACCGCUAAGGCGACUGCUAUUUCUCAGUUGGAUGAAAUGGCCUUAGUUGGUGCUGGAAUGAGUAUGUUGUGGGUGCCCAAGCAUCCGCUGGGUCAACCUGUGUACAGCCAUAAGGGCAAAUUUGGUUAUAGUUUGUUGAACGCUUUGGACCCUAAGGCGGCGGGUGAUAUGGUUGAGGCCAUCCAGGCUGACGGGAAUCCAUCGUGGUUGGACCAGAUACGGGACCGUUUUCUGCAUCCUACCGAUGCUAGUUUGAGCAAAUACGCGAAUGAAGUUCUUGGUGAGGAUGAUUGGGAUGACUUUGUCGACUCUGGUCGAGAGGAAGUCAUCAUCCUUUCUAGUGGAAGUUCUGACCGGGAUGUUGAAGAUCUAAUAUCUCAUUCCGCGCGUGCAGGUACCGCGCCUGGUGGUGUUGCUGAGCCGAUACAUGAAUUUGUUGAGGAUGAUGAUGAUGCGGAGGCAUCUGUUGAUCCGUCUGCCCAGUUGGAGACGAGAAAGAAGGCACGGACUGAUAGAUCUGGAAGGAGGGAAGAGAAGAAGGAGGGCGGAGCUGCUGGAUCUUCUCGUAAGCAACCUUCUACUCUUCCUUAUCUAGAUUAUGUGGUAGUGUCUGAUACAUUGUCUGGCCUAGGCCCUGGGGAGGUGCGUCAGGGGUCGGAUCCUGACGAUAAGGCCACUUUGACUGAGCAUAUGAAGAAGAAGGCUCUUGAUGAUCAUAAGCGUCAUCUUGAUGAACAAGCUGCUGCCCUUCUUGCGGCCAAGAGAGCUAAGCUUCAAAAGGAUGCCCCCCCAGCACCUUCUGAAUCUGAAGUUGAUUUGGGUGUGUUUAGUGGGGGUCGAGGGAACUUGUUGGAGGAGAUAUGGGCUGCCUCUGCUCCCCGCCCUGUGCUCAAGACAAGCAAGAAACCUCGGCCGGUGGAUAUUUCUCAGAUUACUCCACCUACUUCUCCUCCCUCGAGGACUGUUGGCUUGACCCCUCCACGUGACAGUGUUGGUGCAAAUGUGGAGGGUGGUGAAGGGUUUGUUGAAGGUACAUUUGAGGGAGGUGAUGCUGCUGGAGGUGAUGUUGGAGGUGAUGCUGCUGGAGGUGACGGUGCCGGAGGUGAUGUUGCUGGGGGUGAUAAGGGUAAAGGUGUUGAAGUGGAGAUGGAGUCUAGUGAGACUACUCCGCAACAAACCAUUUACACAAAGCGUCCUCCUGGUGGGGGUGGGGCCACAUCUGGCACCGUUCGGGACUCGCACUUUGAACGUGUUCCUAAUGAUUCAUGGGGCAAUCCAGCUUGUGAUGAUAUGCCUCACGUUCCCCGCUGGAGCCUUACUCAGGGUUCUCGUAUGGAAGAUUUGAAGAAUUGUCAUGAGUUUUUCUCUUUGUCUCUUCCGCCUGUAGAGAGAAUGUUUUCAGAAAAACCGCAACCGCUUUGCCCUUAUAGAUGAUCAUGUUAGAGCUGGAGUUAACUUCUUUGCCACUUCGCAAGAGAUUCUUCGCGAAUGGCGAUCUAUGGGGGAAGAAAAUCUUGAGUUUGAAGAGGCUAAGAAGUCGUUUUCUAAAGAGAGAGAGAAAUUUAAUGCAGAGAAAAAAGGUUUGCAAUGGCGGGUUGCUGAGGCGGAGCGGAAGCUCGAAGAGCAGAAGCAGUUGAACGAGCAAAAACAGAAAGAUUGGGAAUCUGCAUGUGCUCGUACGAACUCGGAAAUGCAGUCGCAGCGUGAAGCUAUUGUGCGGCUGUCUGGUGAGAAGACGACCCUUGCGGAUGAGGCGCAUCAGGCGCGGCUUGCUGCGGAGAAGAAGGAAAAGGAGUAUGUUGCACGGAUCGACAAGCUGGAGCUUCUUUCGCAGGAGAAGGCUUCGGAAUGUGAGGCUGCUCAGCGCCUUCUUGAUGAGAAGACGGCUGAGUGUCGUGCGUCUGAGCUGCUUGCUGAGGAAGCCUCAGCUGAUAGUAGGUGGUUGCUAUCCCGUGGCGUUCCAUUGCUUGCUGAUCGCAUCAUGCAUUCAUCUGAACUUGCCCGCUACAUGUUUGAAUUGGGUAGGGCAGGUUAUAACAGUGGGCGCAAGUUUGGUUAUGCUGAAGGUAGAUUUGCAGCUUCCAAUAAUGAGAAGGAUUACAACUUUGAGUUGUACAAGGAGGAUUGUGAUGGUGCUUAUGCGGAGAAGCGGAAAGAGUUUUCGAUGCUUGAUUUUGCCGUUGUUCGGGCUGCCGGCAAGUUGGCUCAUAAAGCUAAUGGAGUGGCUUUGUUAAAGAACGCUUUGGGAGACGAUGGCGAUGGUGGUGCAGGAGGUGCUGGUUCUAGCCAUUCUUGAUUGGAAGUUUCCGGCCUGUGUGCCGUGUAUAGCCCUGAAUGGGCUUGUAGUGAUUGUUUUUAAGACAAUUUGAAAUUUCUUACCUGUCGUGUUAUGUAUUU
This is a messenger RNA of Helianthus annuus (common sunflower), 2901 nucleotides long. RefSeq lists its product as uncharacterized. The transcript has 5 exons. The record is from RefSeq and is a predicted model, not a curated record. NCBI's taxonomy places the organism in Eukaryota, Viridiplantae, Streptophyta, Magnoliopsida, Asterales, Asteraceae. The coding region runs from base 1 to 1938 and encodes 645 amino acids.